GUGGGUUGCUCACGUGCUUCGCACGGAGAAUGGAAGGUAGUUUGUCCUCCAUUCUUCGGGUAUACAGUUAGCUGAAGAAAGUUUCUUCUUCGCUGGUGUCGGUUUGAAAACACCUUGUACGUAGGAUCAUGUACACACGCCACGUGUCCCUUAAACCCAUAGAAUAAUGAAAACAGACUGUUGUUCCUUAUUGUUUCUGCGCUGUGUUUUUACGUUCUUUUUCUUCAAACAGAAUAUAAGACUUUAAAAAACAAACGUCAGCAGGGUACUUUCAUUUGGUUGGAUUACUGUUACAUGCUUCAUUACAAUUUAUAAACUAUCAAACUUUCAAUUCAAUAUGUUUCCUUCAAUCUCUUCGUUUUCUUUUUCCCUUUUGUUUCUUCUGAAGUCACGUUCGUCAGGAAAUAGGGAUAGUGGAAUCAUGUCAACUACAACUAUGGCUACUGCAGUGGGUGCAGCUGCUCUUUUGUACUACACAUUGAAUAGGAGAUUGCAGUCUCAUGAAAUAGACAAAGAUGAAGAUCACAAUGGCAAUGAUUCGCAGGAUGUUGUGCCUUUGGGUAUCGAACGUGUUUCCCAUAGAUUAAUCCAAGCCCCUGCAACAUGGUUAGAGACGAUCUCGACGUUGUCGGAGACUCUCAGGUUUACAUAUUCGGAGACGCUUGCUAAAUGGCCUAUUGGAGAUUUGGCAUUUGGUAUCAACUUUCUAAUGAAGAAGCAGGGAAAGUACCAUGUUGAAAGUGUCUUUGCUGAUAAGGACAGUUUACAACUGAAAGGAUCUGAUAUUACUGCUGAACUUAAGCAUCUCUUAACCUUGUUGACUCUGUGUUGGCAUUUUUCAAAAAAGCCCUUCCCUUUGUUCUUGAAAGAAACUGGCUACAAUGAUGAAAAUGUUCUUUUUCAGGAACCAAAAGCAGGAAUUUUGAAACCGGCUUUUACAAUAAUAGUUGAUCAUGAGAUGAGAUGUUUCCUAUUAUUAAUUCGGGGAACACACAGUAUCAAGGAUACUCUAACAGCUGUUACAGGAUCUGUGGUACCCUUUCAUCAUAGUGUAGUUCAUCAGGGAGGUGUUAGUGAUCUGGUAUUAGGUUAUGCGCAUGGUGGAAUGCUUGCAGCUGCUCGAUGGAUUGCAAAGCUAUCAACUCCAUGUCUGCUUGAGGCACUUAGUCGUUACCCUUCCUAUAAUGUUAAGAUUGUUGGGCACUCCUUGGGUGGUGGCACAGCAGCACUUCUAACUUAUAUUCUAAGAGAGCAAAAGGCACUGUCUACUACUACAUGUGUUGCAUUUGCUCCAGCUGCUUGUAUGACGUGGGAGUUGGCAGAGUCCGGCAAUGAUUUUAUCACUUCUGUUAUAAAUGAGGCAGACUUAGUGCCUACAUUCUCAGCUGCUUCCGCAGAUGACUUGCGUUCUGAGGUUAUGGCGUCAGCAUGGAUAAAUGACUUGAGGACUCAAAUUCAGCAAACAAGAAUAAUCAGCACUGUCUGUCGAUCUGCUUCAGCACUGGGUUCUCGUCUGCCAUCCAUUGCUGCUGCUAGAUCAAAGGUUGCAGGGGCUGGCGCAAUGUUGCAACCUGUUUCUAAUGGCACCCAGGUGGUUAUGAGGAGGGCCAAAAGUAUGGCUCAGGCAGCAUGGAUGCGUCCAAGUCUUAACCUGUCCUCUUGGUCUUGCAUAGGGCCUCGUCGUCGAGCGAUUUCUCAUUCAACCUCCAAUGAUGAAGCAAACUCCCCCACAUGUUCAACCUCUAACAAUGAAGAAAGUUUGGAUCAACCUCUUUAUAAUACCAAGAAAGGGGUGAAUUCCGAGAAUAUGAACAUACCUGUAUCUUCGUCUAUAGAGGAAUGGUAUUCCGAAAUAGGAUGUGCCGAUGAAAGGAGUAUGAUUGAUGAGAGACAUGCUGAUCAUCCCAGUGACAUUUUGGAAGACGGCCGAUAUGUGGACCACGUGAAUGAAGUGUUAUUGUGGCAUGAGCUGGAGCAUCAGUUGUAUGAAAGCUCCAACACUGAAGAGGGUAAUGUAGUAAAGGAGAUAAGGGAAGAAGAAACAGAAAUAACAGAGGUUUCUGGUGCGCAAACCCAGAGCUCUACUUCAGAAAUGAAGGAAGUUCACAGGUUUUUCCCUCCUGGAAAGAUAAUGCACAUAGUUACACUUCACUGCAAUGCUUCUGAUAAUGAAAACAAUAGUAGCCAAACCUCGACGAGUUCGGAUGGUCGCGAGCCAGAUGAGACAAAGAUUGGGAUAUUUCAAACUCCAAGGUCUUUAUAUAGCAAAAUUAGACUCUCACAAACCAUGAUCGCUGACCACUUCAUGCCGGUUUAUAGAAAGCAGAUCGAAAGACUGAUUCAAGAAGUGGAGGAAGAGGAGGAGGAGGAAUAAUCUAACUGCGGAUCAUAGUUCACAGUAGUGUUAUAGUUAAAGGACAUGUUAAAUUUUGAUUCAUUUGUUUUUACUGUCAUGUAUGUCAUUGGGUGUUUUUUUUUUGUCCCAUUGGCAUUUCGACUACAAAAACAGUUUUUGCGUUAUGCUGCAGAAACUGAUGGGUGGGACUGGGACCAAUUCGGAUCAAUGGAUGGCUUUGACAUUGAUUUUUGCCCGGGAAAA
Arachis duranensis is the source of this 2599-nucleotide messenger RNA. RefSeq lists its product as uncharacterized. The coding region runs from base 338 to 2374 and encodes 678 amino acids. The record is from RefSeq and is a predicted model, not a curated record. Gene Ontology annotation, biological process: lipid catabolic process. NCBI's taxonomy places the organism in Eukaryota, Viridiplantae, Streptophyta, Magnoliopsida, Fabales, Fabaceae. The transcript has 8 exons.